Messenger RNA from Carassius auratus (goldfish), 6307 nucleotides. Its product is annotated as tuberin-like. The transcript is spliced from 42 exons. Gene Ontology annotation, cellular component: cytoplasm; TSC1-TSC2 complex; nucleus. Gene Ontology annotation, biological process: negative regulation of Wnt signaling pathway; positive regulation of GTPase activity; negative regulation of insulin receptor signaling pathway. NCBI's taxonomy places the organism in Eukaryota, Metazoa, Chordata, Actinopteri, Cypriniformes, Cyprinidae. Gene Ontology annotation, molecular function: GTPase activator activity. The record is from RefSeq and is a predicted model, not a curated record. Bases 222 to 5723 code for a protein of 1833 amino acids.
CGUACGUUAAGCUUGACUUCCGGGGGGCAGUAAAGGGGGCUGGUGAGCGCAGGGGCAAUUCUGUUGGCUGACACACUGCGUGACAAAUAAAUGCAUAAAUCGGGAGAGAUUCCGUUUUAUCAUUUAGACAUAUGUUCUCGAUAUCAUCCCACCUCCAUCAUCCGCAGACGCUCCAGGAGGUUUGAAGUAUCUGUCGUUCAGGGUCUCUCGCAGGAGUGAGGAUGAAUAAACAGCCUAGUAAAGAGUCUCUGCGGGACCGGGUCAAGGGGAUCUUUGGCCUCGGUCCGACUCGGCCCCACAGCAAACAGACUGAGAGCAAACCGUCCGAGUUCAUCAUCACGCUGGACAUCAUGAUGGAGCUCAGUCCAGAGUACGGCCUCCACCACCGGAUCAGAGUCAUCAACCACGUGUGUGAACUCGCCAAAUCCAAGAAGUUCGAGGAGCAUGCGGUGGAGGCCGUGUGGAAGGCCGUGGAGGACUUGAUGCAUCCUAACCAGCCUCCUGAAGCCCGUCAUGCAGUGCUGGUGCUGCUCAGAGCCAUUAUACAGGGACAGGGCGAGCGCUUGGGUCCGCUCAGAGCCUACUUCUUCAAGAUCAUUCUGGACUAUCAGCCCUCUAAUGAAGACCUGCCCGAGAGACUGGAGGUGUUCAAGGCCCUCACGGAGAACGGGAAAGACAUCACCUACCUAGAGGAGGAGAUUGCUCGGUUUGUUCUGCUGUGGAUGGACAUCGGUCUGUCGUCAGAUUUCCUGCACGUCCUCGUGAACUUGGUCAAAUUUAACUCCUGCUACCUGGAUGAGAACGUCUCCCUCAUGGUCCAGAAAAUCUGUCUUCUGUGUAACCGGACGACUUCCUCCACGGACAUUGAGGUUGCGCUGCAGGUGUUGGACGCGGUGGUGUGUUAUAACUGCCUGCCGUCUGACUCUCUGACGGUGUUCAUCAUCACUCUGUGCCGAACGGUUAACGUGAAGGAGUUCUGUGAGUCCUGCUGGAAGUUGAUGCGUAAAGUGCUGGGAACUCACCUGGGUCACAGUGCCAUAUACACCAUGUGCCGAAUCAUGGAGGAGAGGGUGUACAGUGAGGACGCCGCUCUUCUCAGGGGUGCUGUGUUUUUUGUUGGGAUGGCGCUGUGGGGAGCUCACAGACUUCCUGCUCUCAAGAACACGCCCACUCUGGUCCUGCCCUCCUUCUACAAGGCCAUGAACAGCGCGAAUGAGGUGGUGUCCUACGAGAUCGUGCUGUCGAUCACGCGGCUCAUCAAGAAGUACGGCCGAGAGCUGCACGUGGUGACGUGGGACAUCCUGCUGUCCAUCGUAGAGAGACUCCUGCAGCAGAUACAGACGAUGGGCAGCCCUGAUCUGAAGGUGAUCGUUUAUGAGUUACUGAGCACCGUGGAGGAGCUGUAUGAGCAGAACGACUUCCACGGAUCCUCGGAGAGAUUCUUCAGCCUGGUGGAGAAGUGUGCUGAUAAACGCCCCGAUGCGUCUGUGCUGACGCUGAUCUCCUACAGAGCUCAGUCCAUCCAGCCGGCUAAAGACGGGUGGCUGCAGAACCUGCUCAAACUCAUGGAGAAGUUCUUCAGGAAUGAGAGCCGUACUGUGAUCAGGAUCAAGGUCCUGCACAUCCUGUCCUUCGUGCUCAGCACAAACCGCCAGCUCUAUGAGGAGGAGCUGAUCGAGGUGGUGGUGAUUCCUCAGCUGGGUCAGAUCGCUGAAGAUCGAGAUCUGUCCGUCAGGAAACAGGCCACACAGCUGCUGGUGGAUCUGGCGGAGGGCUGCAGCACGCAUCACUUCAGCAGCCUGCUCGACAUCAUCGAGAAGGUUGCUAUUCGUCCGUUAUCGUGCUCUCUGGAGGGAGAGAGAGAGCUGUCAGUGGAGUCUCCCAUGGAGGACGUCCGCACCGCUAUCCUGGGUCUGCUGGACAUCCUACAGAGUAAACUCUACAGUCUGCCGGCCAGUCACGCCAGCCGCGUGUACGAGCUGCUGAUCUCUCAUCUGCAGCUUCACUACAAGAACAGAUACUACAGUGCUGCCGGGAGCUCCAUACGCCUCAAGGUGUUUGAUUUCUUACUGAUGAUGAGGGCCGACUCUCUUCAUCGUCUGGGUGUCCCUAAUAAAGAUGGCGUCCUGAGAUUCAGCCCAUACUGUCACUGUGACGUCGGGGAGUUGGAGAAGAGAGCAAAUGAAAAGAAGCAAGCAGGAAAUGUGUCGUCCCCAACAGGAAGUCCAACACCAGCGGCUCCGCCCUCCUCCAUUCGCACGGCCUAUCUGCCCUACAGCCUGGCCUUCAAUGUGCUGCUAGAGUGCCUGAAGAUGGAGUCUGACUGGAAGGUGCUGAAGCUGGUUCUGGAUAAGAUGUCCUGCACCAUCCAGUACAAGGUCCUGGUCCUGACCUCAUCCUGCAACAUCGAUCACCUUUGCUCCACUCUCUGCUCCAUGGUGACCGACCGUCUGAUAUCAGAGCGACUGAAGAAGACUCCUGAUGGUUUCUCCCUCACUGAUGUUCAGCUCGCUGUGGUUCCUGUUCUCACCGCCCUCACCUCGUACCACAGCUACCUCGAGCAGCCCCGACAGAGGGAGCUGGUGCAGUGUUUGGAGAAGGGGCUGAUCUACCGCUGUGCUAAGCAGUGUGUGGUGGCUCUGACCAUGUGCACCGUAGAGAUGCCCGACAUCAUGAUCAAACUCCUGCCUGCCCUCAUCGUCAAGCUCACACACAUCUCCGCCACCGUGGCCAUGGCCUCGCCCAUGCUGGAGUUCCUGUCCACAUUAGUGCGGCUCCCUCAUCUGUAUGCUAACUUUGUAGCCGAGCAGUACGUCAGCGUGUUUGCCAUAUCGCUGCCCUACACCAACCCCUCAAAGUUUAAUCAGUACAUAGUGUCUCUCGCCCAUCAUGUGAUCGCCAUGUGGUUCAUACGCUGCAGACUGGCUUUCAGGAAAGACUUCGUUCAGUACAUCACCAAGGGUCUCCGCUCAAACGCUCUCCUGCCGUUCGAUGACACUCACGAGCAGAGCAGCUUCAGAGCGCGCAGCACCAGCCUGAACGAGAGGCCCAAGAGUUUGCGGACGACCAAAGUGGCGAAGCAAGGCCCCAGCGCAAACUCUCCCGUUAAAGACCUGAAAGAUCUGUCGGCCAUGGACGCCUUCCGCUCCCGAAGCAUCAGUGUGUCCGAGCAUGCGGUGCGCAGGAUGCAGACGUCCAGCACCACCUGCAGCCUGGGCUCGGCUGACGAGAACGCAGUGAUGCAGGCGGACGACGCGCUGAAGACGGUCCAUCUGGAGCUGACGGAGACCUGUCUGGACAUGAUGGCUCGAUACGUCUUCUCCAACUUCUCUGCGCUGCCCAAGAGGUCUCCCAUCGCAGAGUUCCUGUUGUCCGGUGGCCCCAGUAUGACUUGGCUGGUUGGGAAUAAGUUGAUCACCAUUACGACCAGCGGUGGCUCUCGAACCCAAGCCCUUCUGGGUCUGGACAUGGCAGAGAAGCCCGGAGGAGGAGAAAUGACCAGGUCUGACCCGUCCUUACACACCCGACAGACGAAAGAGGCUCCUGCCAAACUGGAGUCACAGUCGGGCCAGCAGAUCAGCAGCAGCACUCGCACCCGCGUCCGCUCCAUAUCAGGUGGUCACGCUCUGCGGGCCGGGCCGGCUCAGAGUCUCAGUCCUCUGGUGGCGUCUCCUGAGGGGGAGUACAGCGGCCCUCUGCCCCCGCCGGGACCCCCGCUGGAGGUGCUGGGGUCCCAGAGAGGAGUGGAUGAGCACUCGGCGUCCUCCACAUCACAGUCCUCAGCGCCGCUCAAAGACAAGUCCAGCCUGGCCGAGUUUGUGCCCGUGCUGACGCAGGGCUGGGCCGAGAUCUUCAUCCGCAGACCCUCAGGGAACACCAGCUGGCUGAUGUGUCUGGAGAACCCGCCGAGUCCCUUCUCGUCUGAGCUGGGGAACGUCCCGCUGCAGGAGCUGUCCAGUGUGCUGAUGGCCAUGGACGGGGUGAAGGAGCCCCAGAGCGAGGCCCCUGUGCCCCAGCCGCAGGGCAGGCCCUGUCCCAUCCAGCGCUCCAACACCGUGGGUGCUCUGGGCUCUCUCUGCUCCCCUGAAACACCCGGCAGGUUACACAGGAGUAUAUCGUGGGCAGAUUCGGUUGUGUUGGAAGAAGCUGGACGGAGCAGAGCGACCGAGUCCAGAGAGCUGGAGGAGUUUGAGGGCGUAGCGUCUGAACCCAUCUUCAUGAGCGCAGCUACAACCCCAGCCGGCUUACUGAGCAGAUCGUCCUCCACCUCGAGUCAGGACGAUGAGAAGUCGACUCUGGAGGAGGUGAGUGAGGGCGGUAUCCCCAUUGAUCAGCCUCCGCUGGGUCUCUCCACACCGGGACAUCAGGAGGCAGACGUCUCAUUAUCUCAGGCCACCACCCUGAGCAAGUCCAGCUCGUCCCCGGAGCUGCAGACUCUCCCCGAGGCCUUCACCAAAGCUGCGGUCCAGAGCGCCGCGGACGGAGACCUGCUGAGCUCCCGGAUCCCCACGGUCCAGGCCGGCGAGAGAGAGACCUCGGGAGAGAGCGUAACAUCAGCCGGCCCGUCCAGCGCCAGCGUCUCCGUCUCCUCGUCCUCCACCUCCAGGAUGAGGCUGGAGUUUCCCACAUCUCAGCCGGGACCCCUGUCUCCCGCCGGACACAGACCCCGAGGACACACCAUCUCCGUGUCCGCACCCUCGUCCCGCAGGGAGAGGAAGAUGGACCGAGACUCGUACCACAACCGCGGAGGAGCAUCCAACGCAGAGAAGAGCUCAGGACUCAGUCCCAGCUUCGUCUUCCUGCAGCUCUAUCACUCUCCGUUCUUUGGGAGUGAAGCCAACAAACCCCUCCUGCUGCCCAAAACUCAGCUGAUCGAUCGAGCCGUUAAGGUCCUGGACCAGAUGCCUCCGUACGACACUCAUAAGAUCGGCGUGGUGUUUGUAGGAGCCGGGCAGGCCAAUAACGAGGUGUCCAUCCUGUCCAACGAGUACGGCUCCAACCGCUACGCUCAGUUCCUCACCGGCCUGGGAAAACUCAUCCACCUGAAGGACUGCGACCCCGACCAGAUCUUCCUGGGAGGACUGGAUCAGUACGGAGACGACGGAGAGUUCACCUACUGCUGGCACGAUGACAUCAUGCAAGCGAUCUUCCACAUAGCCACACUGAUGCCGAACCGCGAGAGCGACAAGGGCUGCUGCAAUAAGAAACGCCACAUCGGGAACGACUUCGUGGUGGUGGUGUACAAUGACUCCGGAGAGGAGUACAAACUCGGCACCAUCAAGGGUCAGUUCAACUUCGUGGAGGUGCUUAUAAAGCCUCUGGACUACGAGAGUAACCUGGUGACGCUGCAGUGCCGGAAAGAUCUGGAGGGUUUGGUGGACACCAGUGUGGCGAAGAUCGUUUCUGACCGCAAUCUACCGCUGCUCGUGAGACAGAUGGCACUCCACGCCAACAUGGCAUCGCUGGUGCAUCAGUGCAGAGCCAACCCAUCAGACGCCUACGCUUCGAAAUGGUUGGCCAGAUUGAGACACAUCAAGAGGAUCAGGACACGGGCUCAGGAGGAAAUUCAGUCCCGCCCCACUCAUGCAGUCUCUCUGACCCAAAGCCACGCCCCCAUGCAGAAUAAACCCGCCCACCAGCCCCCCGGCUCUGCUUCGAACCCAGACGCCGGCCAGAGGAAGAGGCUGGUGUCCACCGUCGACGAUUUCACAGACUUUGUCUAGUGAGAGACCAGUGAAGUGUUUUAAAUCGAGACCGAGAGACGCUGCGUUCCCAUCAGUCCAGACGAACCAAUCCACUCCUGAAGGCGGAGGGAGGGCAGAGAGGUUUGGUGUUAGUAAGAUUUGAUCACCUUUAAAACCACCCAACAUGCCACAGGAAGUAAGAGAUCCACUCAGCCGGGACACAGCUUCACUCAACGCUGUGACUGUAUGAAUGAAUUUCCCAAAGCGCUGCUCUGACUGCUGACAGAUGGAUGUGAAGCAGAACGACUAAACUGCACACGCACACGGUUAACACGCUUUCCUUUCUCUGCCCAUCUUCAUCCAAGCGUUUCUUUCUCUAGAGCAAACUUGUGUUCACACACUCAUUUCCUCUGAAUAUAUCAAAAUGUUCUGUGAUAUUAACGGUCCAACCGUUUUGCUUGGUUCCUGUUGUUUUCUUUGUGUUUGAUGGUUAUUGCUUACGUAAUGAGUUUCUAAUAGAACAACAGAUUUGCAGAACAACAGCUAGUACGGUAAACCACAUCAGAAGUGUGUGUGCAUGUGUGCGCUUCGCUACCAAAUAAAACACUCAAAUGUGCAAAUAC